This is a messenger RNA of Priceomyces carsonii, 1200 nucleotides long. RefSeq names its product C2H2-type zinc finger protein. Gene Ontology annotation, molecular function: DNA-binding transcription factor activity, RNA polymerase II-specific; RNA polymerase II cis-regulatory region sequence-specific DNA binding. Gene Ontology annotation, cellular component: nucleus. NCBI's taxonomy places the organism in Eukaryota, Fungi, Ascomycota, Pichiomycetes, Serinales, Debaryomycetaceae. Gene Ontology annotation, biological process: regulation of transcription by RNA polymerase II. The record is from RefSeq and is a predicted model, not a curated record. The transcript has a single exon. The coding region runs from base 1 to 1200 and encodes 399 amino acids.
AUGGCAUACAAUUUAGCACAUAUGGGUAACCCAAUAUACAAUGGAAAUGAUCACAGUCAUCAUAAAGCUAUUCUGUCGCAUCUUGAUAGACAAUACUACAUGGGUGGUACUGGAAGUAGCUCUGGAAGCUCAGGAAUCAGGACUGAGUUUGGACAAUUCUGGAGCCCAAGUGGAACAACUAGUGGAGAGUAUUUCCCAGACGCGAGAAAUAGCUCAACAUUUGAUUAUUCUCCUCUAGCAUCUAGCAGCAUUUCCACUAUGAGCCAAGAUAAUGGUCUUGGAGGUCCUAAAACUAUGUCUGGUAUGUCAAAUUCUCCCUCCUAUCGUUGUUAUCCUGCUACAUCGUCAUCAAUGAACUCAGUAAUCUCGCAUCCUUAUUCUAACAGCAUGGGUGGGUACUCUGGCAGUAAUUCUUCUUUGCCAGUGCAACCACGUUUGGUUCCACAGAAUUAUCGAACAUAUAUCACAUCGCUUCAGGAACCGCACUACCAACCCCAGUUACAACAGCAACAGCAACAGCAUCAGCAUCAGCGACAAGAAGUUCAAGGCUUACAAACCUCCUCUUCUCUCUCUCACUAUAACCAGCAGCCAUCCCAAAUCUACGCUCCGCAAAGUCAUCAGUUACAGCACUUUCAUCAAAAUCAGAAACCUUUGGAUAGAAUUCUUCCUAAAGGAUCGACGGCACUAGAUUACACUUCGUUGGUAAACUUUACUGUUUCACCGAAUUUAAAAAGGCGACGUAGGCUGAAGCUUCGAGGUAGUUCGCCUGAAAACGCCUAUGCAUGCAACAAAUGCUCUAAAGUAUUUCUGAAGCCGUAUAACUUAAAGUCACAUAUGAAGACCCAUUCUGACGAGCGUCCAUUCAAGUGCUCUGUGUGUGCAAAAACAUUUGCUAGAGGACAUGAUAAAAGACGCCACGAGUUACUUCACAAAGGCGAAAAGAAUUUUCAAUGUGAAGGUUAUUUAAAAGACGGUGUAACGAGAUGGGGAUGCGGAAAAAAAUUCGCUAGGUCUGACGCUCUUUCUAGACAUUUUCGAACAGAAACAGGCUGGCUAUGUAUUAAGCCAUUGAUGGACGAGGCGAAAGAUCUUGAGCUGCAGUCACAUCCAAAUGACGUUGACUCGGCAGAUUUGUCGCCAACGUCGGACAUAUCACAUAAAAACGCUUAUUUAAUUAACAAAUUGGUUCAUGGCAAAUAG